Hyaloscypha bicolor E is the source of this 957-nucleotide messenger RNA. RefSeq names its product NAD(P)-binding protein. Gene Ontology annotation, molecular function: oxidoreductase activity. The transcript is spliced from 4 exons. The record is from RefSeq and is a predicted model, not a curated record. NCBI's taxonomy places the organism in Eukaryota, Fungi, Ascomycota, Leotiomycetes, Helotiales, Hyaloscyphaceae. The coding region runs from base 1 to 957 and encodes 318 amino acids.
AUGUCAGAGAUAUUGAUCGAUGAGAAGGUGCUGGCAACAUGUAAAGGAAAAGUUGUGGUGAUCACAGGUGCCGCGAACGGAAUUGGAGCGGCAACUGUCUCCAGAUUCUUCCACAGCGGAGCGCAUGUAUUCUUCAGUGAUCGGGAUGAAAAGGGCGGCGGAGCUCUUGAAAAACACUUGCAGGAAUCUUUAGCACCUGGCGAUGGAACGUGCAAUUUCACACGAGUCGAUGCCCGCGACUACCAAGCACAACUUGCAUUAUUUGACACAGCAUACAAAGAGCAUGGUUGUGUCGAUAUGGCAGUGUAUAGCGCCGGGAUUAAUGAGAUGGCAGCAACUGGAAGUAUAGUUGCAGCUGAAAACAACUUGGAGACAGUCAAGGAAUAUCCUAAGCUCAUAAUGGACUUACUUGACAUCAAUCUCAACGGAUGUAUAUACUUUGCUCGCAUCGCUCUUGCCUAUUUACAUGCGGGCAGUGACAACUCACAGCUUCCAUCUAAGUGCCUCCUCACCUUGAUCUCCUCAGCGGCGGCGUUUCAAGAAGCACCCGGCAUGCCGGGAUAUGCUGCGAGCAAAGUCGGAAUACUCGGUUUGAUGCGAUCGAUUCGGAGUCUUGCACCGAAGAUGUGCAACACGCGUGUCAAUGUCAUUGCUCCCUGGGCCACGGAUACUGCCAUGGUCGAAGGUCACACUCGCCUCUUUACGGAAAACAACAUUCCGCUUCAAAGUCCAGAUGACGUGGCGGUCUUCACUCAGUAUGUCACGGCAGAUCCCGUGAUAAAUGGAAAGACUGUGUAUGUUGGAGCUGCGAGGGGUUUUGAUAUUGAAGAGGGUCUUGAUAGAACAUUGCCUCAAUGGCUGGGGCAAGUCAAUGCUGAUUUGUGGAAGCGACAAGCAAGAGCGUUUGCAAAGGGAGACUGGCUGCGAAGUGACAAGAUCGGUAAUGCUAGUCACUAA